GACAUAAUGGCUGCUGUUACACAUUGCUAGUUCUGGUCAUUGUCACCGUGAGCACGCACUGCGCUAUCAUGCGGAGAAAUGCGCUCUCUCGAGACAAGAGGUCGACAGGAGCGGCUUGCAUCACCAGCUGCAGCGGACGUACCAACGGUGACUACCAGUCCUGUGUGUCAUGUCGGUUUUAUGCCACGUGUGAUAAUGGCUUGCUGCGGGAUCGGCGAGAGUGUCCCUCGGGUCAAAUCUGGGAUGACAGUCUCAAACAGUGCGAGAUUACAAGCGCGACUUGCACAGUGCCCACUAGUAUGACGACAACCAGCGCCACGACAACUAGCGCCACCACGACUAGCCAAACGAGCCCAACCCCUUUCGUAAACCCGUGCAUCACGAGUUGUACGGGCAGAACUGCUGGAGACUAUCAGUGGUGUCAAACGUGCAAGAAGUACGUCACCUGCGUCAACAACGUCAUGAUGGUCCGGGACUGCCCGCCUACCUUGGUGUGGGACAACAACAGCAACCGCUGCGAGACGACGUCAACAACAUGCGUGGAACCAUCAACGACAACCAGUGCUACGACAACCUCGGCUACAACGACUUCUGCUACCACUACCUCGGCAACAACAACCAGCGCAACGUCUUACGUAAACCCGUGUAUUACAUCAUGUGUCGGUCAGUCGAAUGGCAAUCAUCAGUCCUGCGAUUCCUGCAACCAGUUUGCGACAUGUAAUAGUGGGGUGUUCACGGACAACCGACCUUGUCCCGCCGCCACAAGUUGGGAUGACAAUGAAAAGGAAUGCGUUGGCUUGUCAACUACUUGUUUUUAGACAAGUCAAUUUUAUAAAACCAAUUCCUGACAGAUGGUCCCUUAAAGACACUAUAUCACACCACAUUUCUCAAAAAAUAAAUAAUGCAUUUCUCUCAAUAAUACUGAUUAUAAAUCCUCGAAGA
Messenger RNA from Haliotis rubra (blacklip abalone), 942 nucleotides. Its product is annotated as keratin-associated protein 9-2-like. Gene Ontology annotation, molecular function: chitin binding. The transcript is spliced from 3 exons. The coding region runs from base 69 to 818 and encodes 249 amino acids. Gene Ontology annotation, cellular component: extracellular region. The record is from RefSeq and is a predicted model, not a curated record. Lineage: Eukaryota; Metazoa; Mollusca; Gastropoda; Lepetellida; Haliotidae.